AUCUAACGAAGAUAACCAAAUCAAGUUUAGUAAGGAAGACGAAAUUGGAUCUAACGAAGACAAUGAGAUUGAAUCGAUUGAUGAUAAUAAAACUGAGUCCAAUAAAGAAAAUAAAGAAAAAUUUGAAACCAAAAAUAAAGAAUUGUAA
Molecule: messenger RNA, 148 nt
Organism: Racocetra persica
Lineage: Eukaryota; Fungi; Glomeromycota; Glomeromycetes; Diversisporales; Gigasporaceae
Source: the annotation of a GenBank genome assembly